Molecule: messenger RNA, 336 nt
Organism: Diabrotica balteata
Lineage: Eukaryota; Metazoa; Arthropoda; Insecta; Coleoptera; Chrysomelidae
Source: the annotation of a GenBank genome assembly
AUGUGGGGAGCAUUUGAACCAAUGAACAAAACAGGGAAAGAUUUUACCGACGUUUCUACAGGCAGAGUAACGUGGUUAGGAAUCCAAGUAGACAAAUACGGCACAAAAAGUCAGAAAGAAAAAUUUUGUGAAAACUUCGGAAAAGGUGGGGAAAUUGCGACGAGAAAUGUCCUGAGUGUUUAUGAGGAAAUAGGAAUGCAAGAGCAUUACAAAAUAUACGAGGAAGAAUUUUAUAACAAAAUGUGUGAAAAAAUUGAAAAACUACCCAAACAAUUACCGAAACAAGUAUUUAUAGAUUUGUUAGACUUUGCUGUAAUUAAAAAAUUCCGAGGGUAA